Molecule: messenger RNA, 804 nt
Organism: Penaeus vannamei (Pacific white shrimp)
Lineage: Eukaryota; Metazoa; Arthropoda; Malacostraca; Decapoda; Penaeidae
Source: RefSeq, a predicted model, not a curated record
AUGCAUCUUCUCACCAUCACACCAUCGAAUCAUGCACCAUCUCGCCAUUCACCAAUGCACCUUCCAUCAUCUCAUCACCAUGCACCGUCACUACUCACCACCAUCAUCACAUCCUCUCACCAUCACACCACCAAAUCACGCACAUCUCACCACCAUAUCAUGCUCCUCUCAAUCUCACCACCAAAUCUCAUGCACCAUCUCACCACCAUCAUGCACAAUCUCACCACCAUAUCAUGCAUCUCCACCAUCUCACCACCAUAUCAUGCAUCCUCUCAACCAUCUCCCACCAUAUUUCAUGCAUCCUCUCACCAUCUCACCACCAUAUCAUGCACGCACUAUCUCACCAUGCAUCCUCUUCACCAUCUCACACCACACAUACCAUCUCACGCAUCCUCUCAUCUGUCAUCCUCUCACCAUCUCAUAUCAUGCAUCCUCUCACAUCUCACCACCAUAUCACACCUCUCACCAUAUUCAUGCAUCCACAUCUCACCAUUCACGCAUCUCACCACCAUUCAUGCAUCCUCUCACCAUCUCACCACCAUCAAUAAUCCUCUCACCAAUCUCACCACCAUAUCCUCACCUACCACCAUAUCAUGCAUCCUCUCACCAUCUCAACCAUCAUGCACCAUCACUAUCAUGCACCAUCUCACCACCAUAUCAUGCAUCCUCUCACCAUCUCACCACCAAAUCAUGCACCAUCUCACCAUAUCACGCACCAUCUCACAUGCACAACAGUUCCUUGGGCACCAUCACCCCCUCCCCCUCUCCCCCGAGCAACUCUACCCCCGCUGGGAACUUGAUUAA